Molecule: messenger RNA, 12019 nt
Organism: Coturnix japonica (Japanese quail)
Lineage: Eukaryota; Metazoa; Chordata; Aves; Galliformes; Phasianidae
Source: RefSeq, a predicted model, not a curated record
AUGGACACCAUGUUCACCUGCACCGUGCCACUCCUCCCACCCUGAUUCCCAUUGGAUCGGAUGGAGAGAAGAGUUCCGUGACCCCAGCUCAGCCCUGCAGCAUCCCGCCUUUUCCUUGUUUGUUUUUCUCCCCUUUGGAGCUAUUCUUUACCUCCCAUAUGCUGUAAUAAUUACAAGUGAUAACUCAACAGCUGCUCUGCUAUUCCAGGCUCCGCAGAGCCACGCGCCUCCGCCUUCCCUCCCUCCCACGGUGCCGGGUCAGCGUCUUGGCUCCAGCAUUCAGGGAUUCCUGUAAUUUCUUUGACUCCAGAGAAUCUGGGCCUGAUUCCCCUCCAUCACCAUCUGUCUCCUGCCCGCCCCAGCAGUGCCAAGGGGGCUGGGACUGCAGCAUCCAUCUGUUACCAUGGAGAGGGACGGAGCAGGCAGGAUGCGGCCCUGCAGUGCCUCCAGAUGGGCACCUCUGAGUUAGAGCCCUGCAAGAGCUUCCUAGGGGACAAGGAGGUGUCCGGUGGUGGCACAACCCCUGAGCUGUCCAAAUCUUAAGCAGCAGAUGGGUGCCAUGAUUUGCACCCUCCAGCCCUUUUGCUGCCUCAGGCAUGUGUGGCAGAUGCCACCAUCACAGCUGGGCUUUCUCCACCCCUCAGAGCUGGCACUGAGGGUGAAUCCAUGCAGCAGCACCAGUGCUAAAGGGGUUGCACUGGAAAAGCUCUUUGUGUUCAGCUUAUUCAUAGCUGAGCAGAGCAGGGCUGGGAAGCAUGUGUGCUGCUUGGUGGUGAGCACCACAGCUGCAAACCAGGCUGGUGACUGUGUCUUGUGCUAACCCAGGGCUGAACCUGGGAGGCUUUGCUAAGGAGAUGGGCAGCGGUGAGCUCAGGAUCCAGAGAGCACCAGCCCCUCCUGAAGCAUCCAUAGAAGGGAUAGUGCGAUUGGGAGUCCAUUGUUGAUAGUUGGAGGGGAGAAGGUGCAGGGUCUUAUGUUAGCCUGCCCGUGGCACCUGAGGACACCCUGCACCUUCUGCACCUGAAUGCUCAGCCACAACCCUUCACCAUACGGUGUGCUUCCCCACAGCUCUGCUCACUUUCACGGGUCUCACGCUUUGCUUUGACUCUCCAUGAAGCCGGAGCUCUCCCAGCAGAGGUGUCACUGUGGCAGGGCAGACAGAGCACUUGCUGUAUUGCAAGCAGAUGGGAUGGCUCCUGGUCCCUUGCUGAGCUGAACCCCAGGUAACAUGCAGCAAAACUGCAGCACUUGUCUGCAUCUGAGCUUUGUAGCAGGCUGACUGCAGUGAGCUGCUUGUUGGUUUCCUAGUUUCAGUCUUUUUGAUCGUGUGCCACAAUUAAUCUGAUCCCUCAGAGGCGGGAUAAGUAGGAGUCAGAAAUGAAAUUAUAAUUGUCUGUGCCUUUGGCAUGAAGGGAAGGAAGAAUUCUGCAGUCUCAUCUCUAGGCUGGGAGCUCCAGGAAAAGCCUCCAUGGAUGUCACAGGGCUGGAAGAAUUAUCCUGGUGCAGCCAACAGCAGAUACAAGUCUAAGGGACAAAUGGAAACAGUGGGACCUGGGCCACAUCACAGUUCCAGCAGCCAGCCCAGCUGCUUCCUCACCCAGGUGAAGGUGGUGAAGUUUUAUGGGCCAGUAGGAGGAGGUGAGCAGAGGGGACAUGGAGAGGGGUCACCUCGGGGGUUACACCUGCAAGUAACCCUUCUGAUUUGGUCCAACAUGACAUGAUUGGCUCGUGUCACACACCGUGAUCAAAAGCACCUUUUCUAUAGGACUUCUUUGCUCAACAGCUGUUCUCUGUGCUCUAUGCAUUCAGCCAGCUCUUCCAGCAAAAGAGUCACGCCUCACCUUCAGUUCUGCUGAAUUCUGUUCUGGGUGGUUUGGCAAAUUAUUUCUCCACUUUCUCAAGGCUGUUUUGAAUGGUAACCCCUUCUCAGGUAGGAAAAGUUUAUUCUCCUUAAGAGUGGUGAUGCAUUGGCACAGGCUGCCCAGGGCGGCGAUAGUGUCAGUGCCUGGAGAUGUUCAAGAACUGUGGAGAUGUGGCACCCAGUGUCGUUAACAGUGCAGCAUCAGGUGCAAUAAAAGCAACCAUGAGCCACACCAGUGUUCUCAUUAGGAAUACAAUGCUCCCUUCCAUUUAAUUAAGGAUUAUUCUUUUUUAUGAAUUAUAAAUUAACCUGAAUUAAAGGAGCAUUUAUUCCUAAUGAGAGUGUGUAUGAGAAGAUUUCAUGUGGUUCCACUAAUUUAAUCUAAAUUUUCCCUCUUAAUUAUUUUGGAUUAAUUUUUCAAGAGCGCACACAGUGCUUUCAUUAGUGCAAACAUCAGCCAGGCGUGCAACAGGUGCUUUGAAAGGGAAAUAUUUUUAUUCUACAGGCUGCAUUCUUGAUAUAAACACAUCCUUUAGGCACCCUGUAUGCGUUACUCUCUUCCUCAUAGAAGAAUAAGCUAUGCCAAUGCAAAGGGCACUGCUUUCAUUUUCCAGGGGCGUUGUUCCACUUUAAUUACUCUGACAGAUUUGAAUCAGUGCAAUGCUGAGUGACUGCUGGCCCAUGAACUUUCUUUGAAACUCACUAAAUGUCUACAAACAGCAGCAUCCUUCAGCAAGAAGCAACCCAGGUCUGUCCUUUUGAAGCUGACCUCGCUUCUUGCACUGGAAAUCAUGGGAGCAGGCCAAUCCCCUCUAGCCUUCUCUUGGCCAUGUGUGACUUUGCAGUCAUAAGUCAUGUCUUUUCCAUGCUGACAUGUACAACUCAUACUUGUAGGGAAGCUGUUCCAGACCUUUGACAGCUCCUUGCUCCCUCUCUGUGUUGUUCUGUUAGUUUGGCUUUGAGGAUGCAGAAGGGGGGCCUUCAGGAAAAUAGGAUGCCUGCAGAGCACAUCUACCCCACAGCUCCUUUCUUUUGCUUUGAUCCUUGGCAAAAUGCACUGGCAAGAUAACACAGAAUAGCAAGCAAACAAAUCUUGCUGAGAUCAGCUCUCUCACAGCACAAUGCAUGGGAUUAAGUGAGUGAUGGGCUCAAACUUCAAACUUCUUUGAGGACAUUCAGCCUGCUAUAAUAGCGAGGAUUGACAGCACAGUUUGGGUCCUGAGAUGAACUUUGCUGCAGGUAAGGCUGUAAUGUGACUCUGCUUUGACAAGUAAUUCUAAAUUCAAAAACCAAUCAUUUUGCAACAACUUUUCCUUCCUUUUGGCCCUGCCACAAAUCUGCUCUCCCCACUCCAUUCUCAUCUUUCCUUUGGCAGCUAAACCCAUUAUCUUUAUUGUUUCUGGGCUUGGCUUCUUCCUGUUAGAUCUCCUAAUUGGAUUUUUGCUCUCCAAUCCCUUUAGUCUCUUCUGUGCUUCUAUAAAACCCUUUAACCCUUCAGCAUCCCUCUGCCUUGUUAAUCCAUUGCCCCGAAUGCUUCUGUUUCACUCCCUCUCAGCAGCAUCUCACGUUCCCCACUGUAAAUAACUGAGCUGAUGUCUGACAACCCUUCAGCAAACCCAAAGCCUAUUCUACUCCCCUCCAGGACAUGUGGGGCCACCUGUUUUCCCUCUUCUUUCCUUCUCUAAACCUGACCAAGUCUGGACCAAUAUUUCUAGCAGAAUGUACUGACUUGAGGUAUCACAGCUGAAGUCAUCCUGAAGCUGGAGGUUUUCUACCCAAAAUCAAGCCUGGUGGCAGUGGAUCAUGAUCUCUUCUCAGCAGGAUGCUGAGGCAUGAGCACAAAAGGAGAAAAAGGCAAAGAUAUGGUACUAAGGUCCCCACCAUCUGGACUUUCAACCCAGGCCCAGGUAUCUGAAGAAUAUAUAUUAUAAGAAAGAAAAGUAUGUGGAAGAAGGGAUUAUACAGACUAGGGACCUAGGGUGAGAGGUAAUGGCCUUACAUUGCACCAGGGGAGGUUCAGGUUGGAUAUUAGGAAAACUUUAUUCCCUGAAGGAGUGGUGAUGCAUUGAAACAAACUGCCCGGGGAGGUGGUGGAGUCACCUUCCCUGGAAGUGUUCAAGAAAGGGGUAGAUGUGGCACUGUAAGGUAUAUAGUCAGUGGACGUGGUGGGAGGUUGGUUGAGGGGUAGACUUGCUGAUCUUAGUGGUAUUUUCCAGCCUUAAUGGUUCUGUGAUUCUAUGAUUGUGUUGGCCAGGAGUGGAUGAUAUGGGGAGUGUACAGAGAUGGGCAUGAGUUUGUUGGAGGUGUUAAACAUGACAGCAACAAUUUCUGCCCUUGGACUCAUGGCACAUCAGGCCAGGGUGAUUUUAUUGCUUCUCCUUAGAAGCUGACUCAGAAUAAUGGAUCUCCUAGGAGGGAUUGAGCGAGUCCCUGCAUUUUGUGGAUGAUGUUACUACACAAGUUUGAAUGGAUGGAGCGGUUCUGAAUUGCUCCACAUAAACAUGCACUAAAUGAGGAAUUGAAUCAAUACAUGCUGGGCCUUUUUCCAGACCCAGAGGGAGACCAGGCCCUCCUGGAAUGGCUGAUUUAUUUCUGACUCCCUGCUUUGGUAAUGGCUGGCUGGGGACUUGGGGCUGCUCUCAAAGAAGAAACCAAUUCAAGAGAAAACACUCAACCAGACACAGCUCUAUCAGUGUGUGGGGUGUUGCAUGGCUGAGGAUGAGACAUCAGCACUGACAAAAACAGGCAGAGUAGACCUGAAAAAGCAAGAAGGGAUGAAUGCUGGCUGCUUCCCCCCAUGCUCCUGUAGUGCUGUGGUUCUGCCUCAUCACUGACCCCAGCCCUGUAAUUGGGAUGAUGCACCUAAUGGAGGCCUGAAUGAUUUCUUUCUGGAAACAAAAAACACCCUCCAGCUUUCCAUGAAUGUCAUGUCCCUUCUUCCCCUCCGCUCACUCGAUGGAGAAAUCUGUGUCCAAGAUUCGCAGUCAGGUCCUACCAGCAGCAUUUGGGGCUCCUUUAAAACUGAUGCCAGUGGAGAGCAGAGGAGCACUGGAGCAUCUGAGCAACAUCUCAUUAAUUAGCUACACUGGCACAGCUAAUUAAUGGAGUGAGAUGAGUGUUUGGAGAUGGUAUAAUGGAGGGGUGAGUCAGGCACAGCCCUACACAUCACUGAUCCCAUGGUUCCUCCCUCCACUGCACUCAGCCCAUAUCUCAGCUUCUCUCCUGGGAGUUGGAAAGUUCCCCUGGCUUCUGUGGGGAUGGACAUGUGAGCAGCACCUCAUCUUGUGGCCAUCAGGCUGAUGCCAAGAGCUCAGGACUGUUCCAUCUCUGGUUCAUGCCUUGAUCAUAGAACAUUUGAGCUGGAAGUGACCCUAAAAGGUCAUCUAGUCUAAAUCACCUGAAAUGAGCAGGGACACCCACCCUUGAUCAGGUGCUAAAAGCCACAUCCAGCCUGACCCUGGGUGUCUCCAGGAACAGGACACCUAUCAAUAAUGACACUGAUUAUUGUCACACCCUUUGUGACAAGGAUUUCUCACCCAGAGACCCCAGAUCAAUGUCACAAACAUCAAGCAGCCUCACAAAGUUAGUUCUGAUUAGUUCUGACCUUGGGCUGAAGAGAUGACCUGCAUGUGAAGGGAUGACCUGGAGGUGUAGGAUUAUCAUAGCAGCCCAUGGGCUGGACAUUAGAGAGAGGGGAAGGGCCAUGCCUGUUACACUGAUCAUUUUUCACUCUUUAAAUGGGAAUGUGUAGCACAGGUUGUCUAUUAAAAAAGGAAACAAACACCAAAGUCCUGCAUCAUGCAGUGUUCAAGUUUACGGUUCCAUAAGGCACCUUACAGCAUUACAGGCUUUUUGCCUGUAAGACUCUGCUACAAGCAGGAAUAAGCACAGCUCUCCACAUCUCCCAGCACUGCUGGUGAACCAGCAAAUGGCCUAAAGCUCUACCUCAGCAAGUCAGGACUUCACCUUUAAGCAACUUGUCCUUCCUGGUGUCAUAUGGAAUAAGCACUGCCUGCUGCUCACUAACAGCAUGGGAUUUUAUUUGACUGGGAUCAUGUUUUAUAACAGCCCUGCUCAGUUUGCAUGUUUGCAGCAAGUAAUCACUCCGGGGCUAAUAGCGAAUUCACUCCCAGAUGCUUAAUGAUGGUAUUUACUGGUGACUGCAGAAAGUAGCUGUUUUAGGUCUGCAGUGAUGAUGUGGUGAUUAGGGUGAGUUAAUUGGACACAGGACAACUGGGUAAUUGCUAGAGAUGAGGCAGUGAACUCCCAGGUAAUUGCACCUUCCCCAGAGGUGUGCUGCUAUUAGCAGUGUUACAAAGGCAAACUUGGGAGGUGAUGACAGGGGAGUCAUUGUUUCUACGUGGCAGUGCUGAAUCAGGGCCAGGAAAUUACCCCUUCUCCUUACUAAGAAAAAUAACUCUUAAUCUGUUUGUUUUCCUCUUGCUUUCUUACAGGAGAGAUGCACUUGUUGUAAGAGCUGUGUGUCUGUCAGCCCGUGCCUUCUCUUCAUAGUCUUCUUUUCCUUCUUUUCAAACUCUUAAAAAAGAUGUAUUCUGCUCCAGGACACUUACAAGCAUCCUGAGAAGAGGAAGGGGAAGCAGAGCCUGAUGUUGUGCCCUCCAGGUGGCACGACCCAAGGUCUGCUGGACACUAGUGGAAUCCAGGGGAGGUGAUUUGACAGAGCUCAUUCAGCAGAAGCUCCUGCCUUCUUCAUAGCAGUGCCCGUCCUGCGUCCUACAAGAGCAGACAUCAUUAAUGAGGAGCAGACUGUUGACUUUCGGAAGCCAAAGGGAUCCCAGCAUCAGAGCAGGAGGAGGGUUGCGUUUCAUAGACGAGUCACGGUGUAUUAAAUGUAAAUGAAUCUGCGGCUUGAUGGACAAAUCAGAUCAACGCUGAGAAACCCAGCUCACGGCAGGGGAUGGAUUUGUAAUGGGUAAUAGAGCAUCGGUGCACCAAUAGGGAUGAAUGGCCAGAGAGGGAGGCAGCCAGGGCUGUGCUGCCUGCAGCACUGCAAGAAAGAGACAUCGCGGGCUCUGAGAAGGGAGGUCAGGCUGGAUAAACAGUGGCCCUGUCCCCAUCAGAGAAUCACUGAGGCAUGAAGAAAAACUUUAACAGCUGCAAUGCUGCUUUUGAACCUCCUAGUAAAAGGGGGGUCGCAAGGUCAAAACUUUCAAUGCCUCUGGGAAGGAGGGAACGUUUCCCGGCAAGGCUUUGAAAGCCCCUCACUAAAUUAGCAUGACCACACUGCUAAAUGCUUGGGAAACCCGGACUGCUCGGGUCGCAGGCUCCCCCAGAAGCGGGGAGGCAAAGAGCUGCUGCAUUCCCAUGCUCAAUGACAUAAUUAAUGGGGCUAUUUCCUAGGCGAAGGCAGAUAUUGAGAAUCCUAUCCAGCACCUGGACGGGAAAUAAAAGCCCAUUGGACGUGCUCUGUGCAUCCUUUCUCCCCCACCUUACCUCCUGACAACACCGGCCUUUCUCCUUUCUGUUUCUACCUCCUGUUUUCGAUCUCUUCCUUUCUACUCACCAUCUUCUUGGCCUUCUUCUCUGCUGUUCCCAGUGUCAUGCAGCUCAGCUCACUGUUGCAGCAAUGAGCUCUGGUAUGUGUGCACAGGGGUAAGAGAUGCUGGCACAAGCCAGAGCACUACUCACCCUCAGCUGUACAUGGGGACCAUACCCCUCAGCUGGAUGGGAAAUCAGGAGCUGCAGCCUACCAGACUCACUUCUUUCUACGUUUAUUGCUUCUUUUAUGAGAGCACUGAUCCACAUUCUGAGCUAUUUACCUCCACUUUGAAUGCAGAUUUUACUAGUAGAUUUUCCAAGAGCUAGACAGCAGACAACGCAUGUUUCUGCUGGAUGGUGCUAGGAGGGACCCUGGGAUUUCUGGCUGUUAUCUCACCGCCUCCUUUUUCCCAGCACUGCCUCUGCACUCAGCACCCAUUCACCUGUGCUGUGGGUUUCCUGGGCGCAGCUUUUUGUGAGAACCUUUGCACAUCAUCACCUUCACCACUCCCACUGCUGCAGGUGCAGAAAGCAGAUCGGCACACACAGACACAGCAGCUGCUGUUAUUGCUUUUGGAAAAGAGCUGUACGUCUACAAGGUACAAUCCAAAUAUGUUAGAAAACCAGUGUAGCCCUGCAGCCAUCAGUGCUGCUGUCUGGAGCUGCAAUCCUGCAGGCUGCUAUUGAGCGUCCCUUUUCCUAUUGCAGUUGCAGAAGACAAGGGCUCAGCAGAUUUCCAGAAUGGCUGCAAAAGCAGAAUGAGUACUUCAUUGAAUGAAGCAGGCUGGGAGAUAUCUAACAUUAUAGAAGACUUGUUCUUAAAAGAGAAAGGCCAGAAUUCUGGAAGGAUCCAGGAGUUGUCCCGGCAUUCCUGACCCAAGCCAAGUAGGGCUAAGGUGGGAAGAGCGGGAUCUGGUUCUUGGUGCACUGCAAAGCUCUGCAGCUCCAAGCCUUAUUUCAGCUCCACUGUGAUGCUGCGGUAUCUUUACUUUUCAUUCCUCUUGUUGUCCUAGAAACAGAGCAAAAAAUUCUUCCAGGCAGGCCCUUUUGUUACACUCAAGGCAGCAUCUUGUCUCUCAGCAAAAAAAAAUAAAAAAUGCACUAUUACAUAAUAAAAUCCUUGGGAGAAAAAUAACAUCGGGUUCAAAGCAUUCUAAAGGAACAUGAAGAAACUUCACACACUCCAAACAUUGCUGAAGUCCAUCCUGUGCUCCAUAUCUGAAAGGGCUGGUGGGCAAUUCACAGGGUGAGCAACAUGGGGGAAAAUGGGAAGUGGUCGGGGGGAUUUGUGUUCAGUCCUGGCCCUGUAAAUCCUGCUUCUCAUUCAUUCUUUACUCCCUAACACAGGAAGCAGAAAAGGAAUUGUCUUUUGCACUGAGACAUCACUGGGUUUUCAGUCAGGUCUUGUGAGCUUGGAGCCUUUAAGGAUGUUCCUACCUGGGAAGAAAACCCAAAGAAGAAGAGGGACCCCGUCCUGCGAUGCCCCAGGGUGCCUGAGGCCCAGCAGCCACAGGGAUGGAGCUGAAGGUCUGGGUGGAUGGGAUCCAGAGGGUUGUCUGUGGUGUCUCGGAGCAAACCACUUGCCAGGAGGUGGUCAUCGCCCUGGCACGGGCCAUAGGUCAGACUGGACGCUAUGUCUUGGUGCAGAAGCUCCGGGAGAAGGAGAGGCAGCUCCUCCCACUUGAGUGCCCCUUGGAGUCGCUGGCCAAGUGCGGGCAGUAUGCCAAUGAUGUGCAGUUCAUCCUGAGGCGGACAGGCCCCAGUGUAGCUGAGCGACCAUCUUCAGAGGGUGCUCCCCAGGCUCCUGAGAGGACGUUCAUCCGGGCCAGCCUGCCCAUCAAGCCCCGGGCACUGAGCACAGACAUACCUCGGCCCCGGGAGCCAAGGAAAUCAAUGACCUUCAACUUGGGCCCUAUGGGCUCUGUUGACCCAUAUGCAAAGAGCCGCUGGAGGCAGCAUGCCUGGGAGGGGAUGGACUUGAAGGACGGUGGGCCCAACCAGCCCUCCAAGGAGGAGCUGUUUAAGACAGUGCUGCGGCAGCAAGAGCAGCUGCACUCCUUGGAGGCCCAUGGGGACACACUGGAGACAGACCUGCGGCUCUGGGAGCAUGGCUGGGCCUCCAGCCAGGAGGAUGAGAUCCUCUAUUUGGAGCACCUAGUGCGAAGGAAUGAUACGGAGCUGGGCGAGGAGGAGUUUUGGCAGAGCGAGCUGCGGCUGGAGAAGGAGUGUGAACGGGAGAGGCAGGAGCGGGUGAGGAGCCUGCGGGCCAGCCUGGAGGAGUACACACAUAGGAUCUAUGAGCUAAGUGCCCGCACUGAGGCCCUGCAGAAAGAGAUCCAAUGGGAAAUGGCCGAGAGGGCCAAGAGGGGCAAGGAGAUCCCUGUGCCAAGCCCCACGGACCUGGAGGAUAUGGCUGCCAAAAUGAAAAGGGAUCUGGAGGCCAAGGUCAAGCAGGGCACGCAGCUGGAGAGCAACCUGGCCAGCGUGGAGAAGGCCCUGGAAGAAGCUGAAAGGAGCCUGCAGGCCCAGAACCAAGAGCUGGAGGAGUUAAAUAAGGAGCUGAGGCAGUGUAAUUUGCAGCAGUUUAUUCAGCAGACGGGAGCCACGGUGACUGUCGGGCAGGCCAGGUCUGAGGAGGACGCCCAGCCGGAGCUGAGCCCAUGCGAGCUGCCAGCCUGCCGGCGAAACGGAGGGUUUCCUCCCACCGGUGCCGAUUCGCCACCCAGUACCAGCACCAAGCAGCUCCUCAGCCAUCCCCGGACCCUGCCAGAGCCCCUGGUGCCCAGCCUGAACACCGAGGUGCUUUACAAACAGUGGAUGAAGCUCAUCUCCACUGAGAAGGCAGCCGUCUCGGGGAUGAAACAUGGCAGCUUUUUAAUAAUGCACAGCAGCAGCACGGAGCAUUUUAGGACAGGAAGAGAAGGAGAUGGCACUUGGCUGCAGAUAUGAGCAGCAUCUCCCUGAGGAAAGCCAGGAGCUGAGCAAAGACUGCUGCUCUCUGGACCCUUUGGAUGUGCUCGCUCACAGCCCAUUUUGGAGGUGCACGGCCUGUUUUGGAGGUGCCCAGUAUGUCCGUACCACUGCAGUCAGUGUAAGACAGCAGUUGCUGGUGUCCUGUGGGAUUUUCCCUGUCCCAUGGCGAGGGGCACUUGUGGGCAAAUGAAAUAUUAACGCUGGAGAGAAAGCUGUCAAGGGCAAUGCAGCAAGUGCCUGCUGCUGUCCAGCACUUUGGUUGAGUGAUACUUAAGGAUUAAGAGUUUGCUUCAUUUGGAGACUGCUAGGAGCCGAGUCUCUGGUUACUACUGAAGAACAGCAGGGAGAUGCGAUUUCAGACUUGUCUUCUUGGAACCAAGAUUUUCUUCUCUCUUCUUCUAUUUUUUUUCCUUCUUCUUCUUUUUUUUUUUUUUUUUUUUUUUUUUUUUUUUUUUUUUUUUUUUUUUUUUUUUUUUUCCACGAAUCACUGGAGUUGGAAAUGUGUGUUGGGAAAAAAUGUAUUUAACAAUACGUUUGCUUCGUGCAACUGCAUGAAGAAGUUUGUUCCCUGUGGUGUGAGAGCAGUGAUUGCUCGCUUCUUGAACUUUUUGCUCUUGUUUUCUGGACUCUUGCUUUUAAAAUGAGACUCCAAGAGGAGAAUCAGGGUGUGCUGGAGGUUGUAAAGAGCAUUUCAGUACCACCUGGGGUAAAACUCGAAACCCUCAAUUCAGAAAGACUGCUUGCUUUUGGCAUAGCCAAGGGACUGUUCUCCCCACUGGGCAGCCAAUGCUCAGGUCAUUGGCUUCAUGCUCUCCCUGAACUAUCCUUGAGAUUUUGAGCUGUAAGCUGGUCCUCAACGCACCCUGAAGCACUGUUAUCUGUGAUUUUAACAAGUGGCGUCUUUCAUUUUUGGGCCCCAUUUGUGGUUUUGCUUUGUGCCAAAUAAAGAAAAAAGGUUCAGCGCUGAGGGCACUUCCCACAGCAAUGCGGGGCAAAGAAAAAGCCGCAGAACAAUAAUUCAAUGGUACUGGAAUCUCUCAUUUUUGUCCUGUUACCACUUAGCUGUGUUGGGGUUGGUGGUCUCUUAUAUUUCUAGAAAUGACUUUUCGUGGUUUUUGGGUAUCCCUGGGGAGAGCAUUGUGCCCGUGUGCUAAGUCUUGCGUGCUAACACCCGUGUUUCAGCCACCACUGAACACACGUUUCUGCAGCUCCUAGAAAUGUGCCAUGUUGCAGAUUUCUUCCUGUUUUUCCCACAACCUAUCACCCAACAGCCACAGAACAGCGGGAUCUCACAAGGUAACAAAUGGCUGAUGGACAAGUUCCGCCCUGGACCCCCCACCUCCUGUCCCUGUUGUGUGGCUCAGCAGCGUGACCUAAAUUCAUCCUGGCACGAGGGGCCCCACAUGGCAGGGAUGUGGUGAUAUGCUGUGGCAUCUUCUUGGUCCUUGGUCUGGCUGUGGUUUGUCCCACACUGCUGCCACUGGCCUCCACUUAAGGCUGCACGUGUUAUUUAACCGAUGCCCGCUGCAGUGCUCUGCCUUUCCGCUUUUAUCUGUUCUAAAGGCUGUGUCAAUAAUACAUUUCUGCCAUUGAAUAUUUUAUUGAUGAUUUGACUUUUCACUGCUUGCAAUUCCCAUUUCAAGGCUGCAUGAUUGUUCCUAAUUAAAAUUUUAUGCCCUGGGAGAA